AUGAACAAUCGACACGAUAAAGCCAUAUCAGGUAUGAAGAAUCAGUUAAGAGUAUUUCUUAUAUUUGGCAUAUUUUACAUAUUCCAAGGAUGUGAUUAUUUCGAUACCGUUGACCUUACAAACAGCAUUAAAUUUAAAAAUAGAUCAUAUCAGUACAAAUAUGUAUUGAUACCAAAAAGAAAAAUUAAUGGCGAUUACGAAACGGUGCCCAAGCAUAUAAGGGGUUGUGUAUGUCAUUUAAAAACGUGCAUACGAUUUUGCUACCUCACGUGGACUUUGUACGAAAAUGGCACUCUUCUCAGACAUUUUGACAGCGCACUACUUCCAAAGCAGGAUUAUUGUUUACAACCUCGAAAAUUUCAAGAUCUCUACAAGCUUGUGCCGCAUCAUUGCCUUAAACCUCCAGACCAUACUAACGCUUACAUGCAAUCGGUAUCGAUAUUCUUCUUACUUAUUUAUUUUAAAGGAGAUUAUUUUAAAUGCUCUAUAUGCUACUUCAGUUGUUUGACCCUAAGUUUUAUACUUAUUGUUAUUGUACGUUUUCAAUGGAUCGAGCCACAUCAAAAAGUAUUGUGCCAGUUAACAGGAUAUAUUGGUUACUAUUUUACAAUAUCCACAUUUCUUUGGCUUUUAAAUAUAAACUACGAUUUAUGGAAAGCAUUUAACACUAUUGUCAUUACUCGCAGGACAAGAUAUUUGAAUUACAAUAUAUUUGUUUGGGGCCUUUACAACUUUUAUUAA
Drosophila sulfurigaster albostrigata is the source of this 741-nucleotide messenger RNA. RefSeq names its product probable G-protein coupled receptor Mth-like 3. The record is from RefSeq and is a predicted model, not a curated record. Gene Ontology annotation, molecular function: G protein-coupled receptor activity. Lineage: Eukaryota; Metazoa; Arthropoda; Insecta; Diptera; Drosophilidae.